UGCAUAAGCAAAGCAAAAUGUCAAAACGCACGUGCGCUGUUUUGUUUUGAAAUAUAUGCGGCCGCCUGCUCGCAUGGCGCUCAUCGAUGGAUUUUAGCCGGUUUUUCUAGUUUUACAUCGUUCUCCAAAGUGUUUUAAGCAUAAACCAUGAAAAUUCGUCCGCAGAAACACGCUCGGCUCGGUUUUUCCGGCAAGAAGCGCAAUCAGAGGCGUCACGGUGCCGGCGUACAGAAAACACGAAAAGAGCUGCGCAAGGAAAAACGGCAGCAGAAGAAGUUGAACCGUUUCAACUAUCACAACCGGAAGCGGCAGCAGCAUGGAAAGCCGGGUGACGAUGAGGAGCAACGGUUAAGUGGUGGCAAGAAAAAAAUGAAUCCCGAGGACAGCGAAGAGGAGGAAGAGGAUGAUUUCGAGGACGAGGAAAUUGAAUCAGAUUUUGAAGAUGAGGCUGAAGAGCAAUCCUCAACAAAAGUUUCCAGCAAUAAAGCUGAAGCAUCCGGAGGAGGUGGGGUAAUGGGCCAACUCGAGAAGGAACGUGAGCAGGAGAUGAGAGAGCUGCGAAGCUACGAGCAGGGUCUGAAGGAAAAGCGUAUCUCUCAACUGCAAGCGGCCAACGAAGAAGACGAAGCGAUCAUCAAGCGUUACGAAAAACUGUUGAAAAUCAAUCGUCGCAAAAAUAAGGAAGGAGUUCCGAAAAGCUUCAACGAUGGACUGGACUACUGUCUGGAGCUCUGUACGGACGACAACAUCCGGAAGAUGUAUGAAGCUGCUCGUGAAGCGGCCGAUUUGGAAGUCAACUCGGAGGACGAGUUCGAGAACGAUGUUCAGGAAGCGCUCGGUAAAAAGGGAAACAAAAAUAAACCUGAAAAGAAGGUGAUUGUUAAUGAUAAAAAGGGAAACAAGAAAAAGGAUGCUCAGCGCAUGGAAAGGCUGAAGAAGAUCGAGAAGAAAUACUUGGGAGACGAUGAUUUGGAUAGCUUGACUGGGUUCGAUUCUGAGAUCGAGAUUGAUUUGGAUGAGCACGCCGAAGAAGACUAUUCCGACAACGAUGAACUGUACGAGUCGGAUGAAAUGGAAGAUUCUGGAAGCGAUGCCCCGAGCGAUGAAAAUGAACCCAAGAAAAAGAAAGAUAAGAAAUCUAAGAAGGUUACUUUCGUUGAACAGGCUGAAGAAAAAUCAGCCAAAAAAGAUAAAAAGAAGAAAAAGGUCAAUAUCGAAGAACCCGAACCGGAGGAAGAUUCCGAAUUUGACGAGGAUGUAUUCGGCGGAGAUUCCGACGAAGACGAUGGCCUAGAUGAUCUCUUAGAUGGUAUUGAAUCUGACAAAGGAGAAGAUAACGAAGAGCAGCAACCUGCCCUUAAAGAGAAUGAACUUUGGGAAGAUAUUUAUGGAAGGAAACGUGAUCGCGAAGGAAAUGUUGUUAAAGAUCAGCCGACCGGUGGAAAAUAUAUUCCUCCACACAUGCGAGCACGAAUGGAAGCAGAAAAAGGUCUUGGGCAGGAUUCGAAGCGCCAAGAAAAGCUCCUUCGUUUGAAACGACAACUUAAAGGUCAAAUCAAUCGGUUGGCCGAAUCAAAUGUUCAUAGGAUAUCGAUCGAACUCGAUAACCUGUACAUGCAAAAUGCAAGAUUCGAUAUGAACAGUACCUUAACCACUCUGAUUCUGGAAGCUCUGUUAGCCCCGGUCCUGGCUUCCGAACGAAUGGUAUUGGAGCAUACGCUACUGGUUGCUAUUUUACACGCUAACGUUGGUUCCGAAGUAGGUUCGCACUUUCUGGAAACCGUUGUCGAAAAGUUCACUUCUCUAAUGGAUCAAAUCCAAUCACUGGAUGUUGAAGAUAAAUCGCUGGACAAUUCUGUCCUCAUUUUGUGCCACUUGUUCACGUUUCAAAUUUUGAAAAACAAACUGAUAUACGACGUGAUCGAUCGGUUGAUUGCACAGUUCAACGAAAAGGCUGUCGAAUGCAUUCUACUGGUUCUUCGGUCGAUUGGGUUUGUUCUACGGAAAGACGACCCAUUAGCGCUAAAAGAAAUGAUACAGAAAGUCCAAAAGCGUGCCUCUGAAGUUCCCGCGGAACUGAAGAAUGACACUCGGGUAAAAUUCAUGUUGGACACACUUCUAGCCGUAAAAAACAACAACAUGAACAAAAUUCCCCAAUACGAUCCAUCCCUGGUGGAACACUUUCGAAAGCUCCUUAAAGGCAUGAUCACCCAAGGCAAAUACGUGAGCAGUUUAAACAUCGGUUUGGAAGAUCUGCUUCGAAUCGACGAACGAGGCAAGUGGUGGCUCGUUGGCUCUGCCUGGCACGGAAAACAAGACGGAAAAGACGCCGCCAAAAACGGAUCACUUCCAUCUGAUAGUGGAGCCUUCAGUCAACAGCUGUUGGAGUUGGCCCGAAAACAACGAAUGAACACCGACGAUAAGCGUAACGUUUUCUGCGUUAUCAUGAGCGCCGAAGACUAUCUGGAUGCGUUCGACAAAAUUCUUCGGCUUUCGAUCAAGGACCAAAGGAUUGUGGCCACGGUGUUGUUGCACUGUUGUCUGGCCGAAAAAGAUUACAAUCCUUAUUACAGUGUAUUGGCGCAAAAGUUUUGUGAGUACGAUCGAAGAUACCAGCUGGCGAUUCAGUUUGCCAUCUGGGAUCGGCUGAAGGACAUACACUCGCUGAAGCAGGCACCUGUGAAAAAUCUAGCUAAGCUACUUACUCACUUGAUCAGUGAAGGAGGGUUAGCACUUUCGGUACUCAAAGUAAUCGAAUUUGCCGAAAUCGAUAAACUUACGCUACGUUUGGUCCGACAGACCAUGUUGGGGAUUCUGUUGAAUGAGGAUGAGAAUAAGUGUUUGCAGGUUUUCAACAGAGUUGCUCCUAGUUUUAAGUUGAAAGGUUUCAAGGAUAGCUUGCGACUGUUUUUACAUCAUUUUCUGCUCAAAGGAAGCAGUAAAACAGAAGAAAGUGAAGAGCUUCGUUUGCUUCAGGAAAGAAUUCGGAUGGCUGAUCGAAUGUUGGACACUUCGGAGAGUAGGGUGCACUUUUAGAAUAAAAAAAAAUGCACAGAUUUUUAUAAACGAACUUUGUAAAAAGGAUUUUUGUGUUUCAUCACUUUUUUGUGAAAGAAAAUUCCAUAAUAAUAUUUUAGAAUAGUUUAGUUUUUAUCACUCGUUCGAUGUUGUCCAUCUUCUCCAGCUUGGACGGACACAACCAGGAAAAUAUUGCUCGGGAAACUAAGUAACCCUGGAUCAACAAAGAAACGCCACACAGCUUAGGCACCAAAUG
Uranotaenia lowii is the source of this 3274-nucleotide messenger RNA. RefSeq names its product nucleolar MIF4G domain-containing protein 1 homolog. Gene Ontology annotation, molecular function: RNA binding; protein binding. The record is from RefSeq and is a predicted model, not a curated record. Gene Ontology annotation, cellular component: nucleolus. Lineage: Eukaryota; Metazoa; Arthropoda; Insecta; Diptera; Culicidae. The coding region runs from base 148 to 3036 and encodes 962 amino acids. Gene Ontology annotation, biological process: ribosomal small subunit biogenesis. The transcript has 4 exons.